GCCGGGUGCAGGUGGAGGCGGCGGCAGCAGCGGCUGGUUUCUGCGGCGCGGAAGAGGAGCGCCGGGUGAGGCUGCGGCGGCGGGGGCGAGGCGAGGCGGAGCCGGGCGCGGGAUGCUGUGAGGGGCGCCUCGGCCGCUCGCCGCCUGGGACGGGCUUGGCCUCAGCCGCGGCUGGCACCUGCGAGGGCGGCCCACGCGCGCCUGCCGCUCCCUCGGCCGUAUUCGCAGCGGCAUUUUGGCAAAUGUGCGCUCCCCAAAGUUGACCAUCGGUUUAAAGAUGAGUGACGAAACCAUCCCUGAGGAGGUCUCCUCUCAGAGUCAACAUUACUUUGACCGAUUCUCAGAAGACGACCCCGAGUACCUGCGCAUCAGGAACAUGGCUGCAGACCUGCGCCAAGACUUCAACCUGAUGGAGCAGAAGAAAAGAGUCAGCAUGAUUCUGCAGAGCCCCUCUUUUAGGGAGGAGCUGGAGAGUCUCAUCCAAGAACAGAUGAAGAAAGGAAACAACUCCAACAUCUGGGCCCUUCAGCAGAUAGCCGAGCUCAUGGCCACCACGGCUCCCUCCGUCUUUCCUCCGUCGCCCUUGAGCCUUUCUACAGUGACCCCCAUCAAUGACCUCCAUAGCACGGAUUCUGUGUCCCUGGCCAAAGGGGAGCGGCUCAUGCGCUGCAAAGUUGGCAGCGUCUAUCGGCUGCUGGACCUUUAUGGCUGGGCACAGCUCAGCGGCACCACAGUCACGCUGAGAGUCAGCAAAGAACAGGAACAUUUCCUGGUUUGUCCGGAAGGCCUUUCCUGUCAUGAAGUUACAGCAUCCAGCUUGAUUAAAGUGAACAUCCUGGGGAAGGUGGUAGAGCAAGGCAGCACCAGCUUUCCAGUGGACCCCCAAGGAUUCAGCCUGCACUCGGCCAUCUAUGCGGCUCGACCUGAUGUGAGAUGCAUCAUCCACCUGCACACGCCAGCCACAACCGCAGUCUCCGCAAUGAAACAAGGUCUCUUGCCAAUUUCCCACGAUGCACUGCUGGCAGGUGACAUGGUGUAUUUUGACUUCAAUGGCGAAAUGGAGGGAGAGGCAGACAGAAUUGAGUUGCAGAAAUGUCUUGGACCCACCUGCAAGGUUUUAGUACUCCGGAAUCAUGGCCUGGUGACUCUUGGAGACACGGUGGAAGAAGCGUUCUACAAGGUCUUCCAUCUGCAGGCGGCCUGUGAGGUCCAGGUCGCUGCCUUGUCUAGCGCUGGUGGACCCGAGCAUCUCAUCCUCUUGGAGGGGGAGAAACAAAGGCCUCAUGAUGUGGGUCUGGUCCGAUGGGCUGGCAGCACCUUUGGGCCCAUGCAGAAGAGCCGCCUAGGAGAGCAUGAAUUUGAAGCGCUAAUGAGGAUGCUGGACAAUCUAGGCUACCGGACUGGCUAUGCUUACCGUUACCCAUUUGUCCAGGAGAAGACGAAGCACAAGAGUGAGGUGGAGAUCCCAGCCACCGUCACCGCCUUUGUCUUUGAAGAGGAGGCAGGGCCCAUCUCCACCCUCCGGCAACAUGCCCAGAAACAACAGAAAGAAAAGACUCGCUGGCUGAACACACCCAACACCUACCUGCGUGUGAAGGUGGCUGAGGACAGCCAAGGCGGCACCAGCGGCCAGAGAACCAAAGCCACGUGGAUGAAAGCGGACGACGUGGAGAAAUCCAGCAGUGGCAUGCCAAUCCGAAUUGAAAACCCCAACCAAUUUGUGCCUCUCUAUACAGACCCACAAGAAGUCCUGGAAAUGAGGAACAAGAUCCGAGAACAGAACCGCCAGGAGGUGAAAUCGGCCGGACCUCAGUCCCAGCUGCUGGCCAGCGUGAUCGCAGAGCAGAGCAGGAGCCCGGUAGGCAUCUCUACCGAGAGUCAUUUGGCCGAUGGAGAGGUGAAGGAUGACUCCGGCGUGGAGGCCUCUCUUGAGCCCGAGCCCCCCAACCCCUUCAGCCAGCUAACUGAUCAGGAACUGGAGGAGUACAAGAAAGAGGUGGAAAGGAAGAAGCUGGGCCUGGACGGUGAAAAGAAGGACAGCGGUCCAGAGGAGGAAGUGAUGUCUCCUGAAGAAUCCACUGUCAGUCCUCCCGAACAGAGCCCCACAAAGCCUGGGGCAAGGAGCCCUGCCAGGUCUCCCUCCAGAGCUCCGGAAGGUGGGAAGAAGCCGGGCAGCAGCCAGGGGCCUGCUGAUGCUGCUGCAGCCGACAAGGCCGAGCCAGAGGCGGUGGAGGUCAACGGGGAAGAGGAGGAACAAACAGUUGAAGAGCACCUCAGCAAGGGGAUCAGCCAGCUGACCACCAACGCAGACACCACCGAGGGCCCAAAGGACAAAACCGAGUCGGUCACCAGUGGGCCUGUGAGCCCUGAAGGUUCCCCUUCCAAGUCUCCCUCCAAGAAGAAGAAGAAAUUCCGGGCCCCCUCCUUUCUGAAGAAAAGCAAAAAGAAAGAGAAGGCAGAAUCCUGAGGCCCUCCCUUUCCCCACGCACGCACACCGCCUCUUCUUCUCUCCUCUUCUCCCCUUCCUCCUCUUGCCUUCUGCUGCCCCCUCCGAUCUCGCUAUGACAUCAUGAGGAUAAUGGGGGAAGCUUCCCCGGCAAUGGUCCAUCUUUUAAAAAUGCCCCAAAGAGGAGCCCGGCUUGGAAUGGCGCUCCUCUCGGAGCUGUCUUGUGGAGCCCUUGGGGAAGCAAGAAGCACCUGAGGCAUCUCCCCUCUUUCACCCAUGUCUAUGGAUCCACAGAUGCAACCACGCUGGAGAGAAAUCUGCGGGCAUCUUAAGUUCCGUGUGGGAGGGAGAGGGUGCAUUUCACAUGCCCAUCAGCCGCUUCUAGCCUGUUGCUCUUGCACAAAGGCGGGAAGCCAUGGAGUGCUGCCCAAGGGCUAUUCGGAGGCCCGUGGGUGGCCCUGAAGCAGGAGGGAGCUUGCACCCGUGGUGGUGGAGGGGGGGGCAGGGGGACUUUUUACACUUGUUAAAUGGCCUCAUCUUCUCUGAACUUCAGAAGCAGAAUGAAGCUUGCAUUGCAGCCGCAGCUGCCAGAGAAACCCAAUAUGUAUUGUGGGGUAAUCUGACCAGGAGGCCUUCCACCACCACCCACCUCCUUUACCUGCGGCAGGGUGACCCCAAAGGCUUUCGGAGAAUCAGGUGGGUACUGUGGGGCAGCACACCCAGAGACAGGGGGCAGCGAGCAGCAGCCAUCCUGGGCGGUUGCAGGAAUGGUGCAAUCUUCCAGAGCCCCCCUCAGGAGCCCCCCUGAAACCACGGAUAGAAGCAAAUCUGGGUGAGUGAAGGAGGAGUGAAAAGGGAACGCAGGAGGUUCCGUGGGUGCUGGGGACACACCGCUUGGGUGUCUUGCACCAAGUGUCUUGAGUUGGGGCAGAUUCUGAAUUGCAUCGAUGAACGUCCCAACUUCUCAUCUACAACGGGAAAAGAGGGCAGGUGUAAUACAAAACCAUUAGAAGGGGCCAGAUUAGGCAGCAGUUGGUCUGCAAGUUCCUUGCUGCUCGGCCAAUUUUUGAGAUCGAAAAGUUCCCUCUCAGGUAGACUGCCGAGUCUCUUCUGACCUGCCAUCGAAAGGGAAAUAUGGAACCCCAUUCUGGAGUGGUCUCAGGUGGGUCAGAAAUCUGGAGUUCACCUCACCUGCAUCGCUUCCAGCUAUUAUUCCAUGUCAGUCACGUAAGUUCUACUGUGUCCAUUGGGAACAUCAAGAGCAAAGAACACACAUGCACGCACAUAGUUGCACACAUGCACACACACUGCCAGUAAUAAUUUGUGCAAUGAGUACUACUGAAAUUGCAAUGGAUUAAGCUUGUAGAAGUAAUUUCUCACUGCACUGUUAAGGAAUAUUGUUAUGCGUAAUUUAUUUACUGAAGUGGUGAUAAAGUUUGCUGCGAUCUCAUUCUGCUUUAAAGAAUAUGUAUUCCGUGCAGAAAUGGCCUUUUGCUGCUCCCAAAAGAAGCAAUGUGGUGUCUAGCAUGGCUCAUAAACACUCGGCUGGGAUACAGAGGCAGAGUUUUACUUCCCUUUGUACGACUAGUAGUGCCAGCCAGCAGAACCACCCGCUGGUCUUGAGGUGGCAGAAAGAUCGUCCUUGAAAACUGCUCAAAAUCUUUGUGUAGCUUCAUUUCCUUCGCCAACCUUUCUGCCCCAGUUGAGAUUUCACAGAGUGGCAGUCAAGGUGGGCGGGACUGGUCAGUUGGUGAACUUUUCUCUGUCAACUCUUGCCUAUCCCUUAGGCCACUUUCUGUCAUCCCAGCCUUCCUUGGUCUUCCCCACCUGCUUAGGCAGUGGGGCUCCAUCACAGACAAAGGCUGGGCUUCAGCCCCCUCCCCCACCAUUUUCCUUUCCCUUCUAUUUCAAAAGGACAAAGAGGCAUCAAGACCUUGCAGGAUCCCAAACCUGCCUGGCAGGAGAUCAACCUCCCAUUUUGCUCUGUUUCUUCCUCUAAAAACAAGGCGAGGGAGGGAGCCUGAGAAAUUCAUGGGCACACUCGGUGCCAUAAGCAGAUUGCUUCUUCAAAUGGGGACUUUGGGAUCAAGCAGCCUUUGGAGAAAGUCAGAUUGUUGCAGACCCUAAUUGCUGACACCCAGACCGGCUGCAAGAAGAAAACUCCAUGGGUGAAAUGGAAGGAAAGAUUCCCCUCUUCAGGGCUAUAUGGCUCUAAUUUAAAUUGGCCUGUUGGAAGCAGCUUUUCAGUUCCUAAAAAAUAAGGGGUUUUUCCCUAGAAACUCCUAAGUGUAACCUCUCCUCCCCUUGCUUGCAAGCACUUCUAACAAAGCUGCUGAACUAUUUGCAGGCUAGGAGCAGCCUGUCAUGCUGACAACUGCAGUUCCAGAAAUGGUCCAUCUCCUAGAACUGGUUCAUGGCAGGACUUGAAAUAACAGGCUGAAGGCAGCCAGCCUUCUGCCUGCAGAUACCUUAUUCCAAGGUGCUAAAAAAAUAAAAUAAAAAUAUUACAGCUUAGCGUUUUAAAGUGGAAAUUAGCAUCAUGGGGGGGGAGAGAGAAACUUUGCUCCAUUGGAACAAAUUGUGCCAGUCCUGUUCUUGUAAUAAGGUGCUUUAAAUGUUUCCCACAACAGCUUCAAUUUCCCCAGAGAGUGUGGGAGACGAACAGCUCCCAGCAACAUGAAGCAGGUUUUACAGAAAGUCUUUUAGGCCUUGUGGUUGGAAUAGAAGCUGAAGAUUUAAAAUGACCAAAAGAAAAGCGGGGGUGAAUACAACAGAUAGAGCUACUUUUGCAGCUUCCAUUGCCACAAGAUCAAGUCCAGGCAGCAGCAGGCGGAAACCUCCACGCAAAACUAUUUUUCCUGAGAGCCCAAGACAGAAAAGGGAGAAACCAGCAGCUCCUUUGAGCCAAUCGUGGGGCAUUUGGCCGAGCGAUGCUGCAGGUGAGAGGGCAGGCCACUUGAACCCAUUUCUCACAUGUUCUCAUACGAUGGGGUUGACUUACUGGUACCUAAAAACAUACAAAUUGCAAGCACAGGGAGAGGAUGUCCUGAGAUCCGCCCUGCGAUAAAAUACAGAUCCGCCCUUAGCUCUCAAGGUGAGGCUCUACAUUCUAGAAGGGAGCUAGUUCACGUGGCAGGCAAAGAUGUUGUGUUGCUCCUUUUGUGUAUGUGCUUGUGGAAAUGCAUGCGAGGAGGCCUAAUGCCAUUUGGUGGUGAAACAGGCAAGCCGCCUUCUGCUUGAACUCGAUGGAAAGGCAGGUUUUCUUUGUACUUCAAAAUUUAAAUUGGUGCUUUGCAAAGAGCUGCUCAUUUCUCUUAUAACAAGGACCAAAUUCCCUUUUGUCAAUAGGAAAUUGAGAAGUAAAUAAUUCAGAAUAUGCAAAGUAAACAGCUGGAGAUGUUUAGCAAAAUAUUAAAAUAUCUCUGACUUUGGUGCUUCCACAUUAAGCCAUUUAAUGACAGGCAUGUACAGAGAAUCCACCUAGAAAGGGGCCGAGGGGGAUUUGAGUUGCCCCCCUCUUUAUGUCCCUUUCUGAGCUGUUGCUUCUGGCAAGCUAUGCAGGUUGAAGAGGAGCUGCUGCUUGGUCCAUGAAGCAGUUUGGACCCUCGGCUGUGGAUCCCAAGAGUCAAACUCCAUAAUUGAAAGAAAUGGGCAUAAAUGGAGAACUCAUUACAGUUAUUAAGCAAGUAUUUAAAUCAAACUGCACCUUCCUUCCUGAUUUUGUAGCUUCAAUGGCAUGCCAAAGUUGAAACAACAGAGGCAAUUGAUUCUGAGUUUGUGUGUCAGAACAGCAGCUGAACAAAUGCUAUCAACCCCACUCACUACCACCCUGUUUUCACUACCAAGCAGUCCGACAAAGAAUGGCCCUGUGAAAUAGCAGAGAGAGAACACCAGACUAACCUCAAUCUUAGUUAGGAACUCCAUCUCCGGUGUUCUUGGGAAAUGACCUGGGGCUCUGGCACAGUCUUUGGUCUCGUCCGUCAUUCAGCUGAAGCAAAACAGUUCACUGAAAGCAGAAAAUGGCACAUACACCAGGUAAAUAAAUGAAGUACUUGCUGAAUUGUCCACUGGCAAUUAGAGGGAUCAAGACUCUUCGGCUUUUCUAACCUGGGCUCUACCAUCUCUUGGAUCAAUUCAAUUCUGUAGCUCUUGGCAGCAGCGAUCUAUUCAUUCUGCCAUUGAAUUAACCCCAAGAAUGAGGAAGGCUUUUUUUCAUCAUAUAUUCCAUUAUUAAGUGGUGGUAAAGUGGAUGCUGCAAAAAUGCAAAACCUUAAGAUACAUUUUUUUUCCUGAGAGCUGACUGCAACAAACGGCCUGGCAAUUGCUUGGCAGCAUAGUUGGCUCUGGUGGCGUUUGCAGGGGCUAGUGGAGUCCGAGGCCCAGGGGUGAAGGUUUUGUAGGAAGGGAUUAAACCGAGGAGCUCCUUGUCCUUUCAGAGGUUCAAAAUGGGGGGAGGGCCAGCGGGAACUUGUCUGAAUGCUCUCAGCAGCUCUGCGAGAGGUUCCACUCUUCUCUAAGGGGCUUUGGGGAGCCAGGGCUGCCUGGGGCUAAUGGAAAAGCUAAGCGAGGCCGGUGCUAGGGGAGUCGAACUAGCUGAGGGGAGGCUUGUUUUCUGUCUGGUUAGGUAGCAGGCUUUUGCCACACAUGGGCUCUAAGAAACAUAGGCGAGACUGAAAGAUGGUGGGGAGAUUAAAAUCUUAAGAGAUAAUCAUAUUAAGUCUUAUUCAUAGCCAACUCGAAACUCCUCUUUGUGUAAAACGGAGAUUACCUGUUUUAGACCUUGGAUCUUUCCUUAUUUUUAGCCACUGCUCUCUCAUUUUGAUGCAGUUAUUUCUCUCAGCUAUAUGUUGGAUGUCAGUUCCAUUUUUUGCAUAAUUUCUCAAAGCAAAAAAUCUGGCUAAAGAGUCAAAUGUUCCUUAUAAUAUCUGAUUUUUUUAAAAAAAAAUCCAAUUAGAUACCCUUCCUCAAGCUUCAUCUACACUAAAUGGGUUCCUGAUGGAUUAUAGCCCUUUGAAAAUAACAAGCAAGUAAAUGUGUUAUUAAAUACCAACGCCUCUCCUUUCCCUUUAUAGGACUUGUAAGAGAGGCACUUAAGUUAGAGAAAAAGACUCCUCACUAUAUAAUUACAUGUCAAUUUAGCAGUUAUUCAUGUAUAAGUCUGUUCCCAAAAACAUUUGUUUCAUGUUAGCUGUUCAGGUUUGGACUUUUGAAAUAACUUCAAUUACUGCUGUAUUGUGCAGAUGAUUGAUGACUUCCCCCCUAAUCCAGAAAAGGUGGGUGGUGUUUCUCCAGUGAAGCUGAGUAAGCCUUUUCCAAGGGAUGAUACAGAAAAGCUCAUCUGAGCAAGGAAUCCAAGAUGAAAAAGUUAUGCUUUUAAGUUCUUUUUCACACUGGAACUUAAACUAGACCCGGCCAUUGGUGGCUCAUAGCCUGGCCUCUUCACUCUUCACCUGUUCUGGCUCUCAGAUGAACUUGGUGCUGAUGGGACAAUCUGAGGGUUUCACUGCUGAUCUGGAAGUGGGCAAAGAUGGGCAGGAAACACAGGCACACAAGGAUGGCCUCUCUAUGGUCUUAGAAAUGAUGCAUGACUUCCAGAGUGGAAGGUAUUGUGCCCUAGAUCACUUUUUAUAUCUGCAAAACAAUGUGAUUGCAGAAUAUACAUAGCUUGAGAUAAAGCUAAUCAUCUCAACAAGGAUGUUGAGACAAAACAACACUGACAUUUCUAAAACAAGGAAAAGGCAGUGAUAGCUUUGCUGAAAUUAUGAUUGAUAUCUGACAAACAUCAAACCAGAACUACUUGUAGGUUUAUCUUUGUGUAGCAGGCAGUUCAUUCUUGGAUCGUAUUGGUUAGCUCCUUUGGAGUAGUGGCUGAACUACGUCUAGUCUCAAGUCCUUGAAUGUGGUCUUCCACAGGGGAGGAGAAAAAGUGGCCCAGGGAGUUUACAGGAGUUGAUGGGCAACAUAUUCUAGCUCUGAGAAGGGCAGGAAGGUCUUUCACCCACUAUCAGAGAGAGGCCCAGAUUAGCCAGAAGGAAAUGUAAUAAUAAUGCAAUGUGUCUCAAGUGAGCUGCAAAAAUUAAAUGUCUGUGUCUGACAAUCGUUGCUUUAAAAGUGCUAUUUAAUGUUUCCCUCUGUAAAUAAAGACACUCCCCACUUUGGCCUUUGACUAACAUUGUAAACUCUACCUUUGAAUUUUGUUAUCAGGCAAUCACUUGUGCAACUCAAGAUUCUCUCUCAUUCAAUUACUCCACAAAACCAUGUAUUUUUCUUUCUGUACAUUCAUUUCUUGAGAAAAUUAGACUGGCAACUUAUUUCUUGAUGGUUUGUGUUCCUUGGCAAUUUCAUAACUUCCUUUUUAUAUUGUACUUUGUUUCCAAACACUGGAGUAGCUACUAUCUUCAAAAGAAUUUAGUGAGUUAGCAGUUGAGGCCUUUCCAAUGAUGCCGCUUCGCCAUUCUGCUUUUUGCUGCUGCAUGUUUCUCCUUAAAGGUGGCUGUUCACACUCUUCUGCUUGACCGUCUAACGGUAAUAAAGCAAUUGUAUUCUUCUGCCAAGGCGUUGGUGGCCACCCCCAACCCCAAGACUCCAAAAGUCUAGGCCAAACUGCUAAAUGUCUGAAUAAGAUAUUUCCUUAAACAGCUUUUUGUCUCAUCUGAUUGGUCUAAAAAGAAAAGAAAAAAAAUAUAUACCAAUAAACUUUUAC
Ahaetulla prasina is the source of this 9149-nucleotide messenger RNA. RefSeq names its product adducin 2 (gene ADD2). Gene Ontology annotation, cellular component: plasma membrane; postsynaptic density; cytoskeleton. Lineage: Eukaryota; Metazoa; Chordata; Lepidosauria; Squamata; Colubridae. Gene Ontology annotation, biological process: barbed-end actin filament capping. The transcript has 15 exons. Bases 278 to 2467 code for a protein of 729 amino acids. The record is from RefSeq and is a predicted model, not a curated record. Gene Ontology annotation, molecular function: actin filament binding.